Onychostoma macrolepis is the source of this 4245-nucleotide messenger RNA. It is a transcript of the gene arhgef2b, whose product is annotated as rho/rac guanine nucleotide exchange factor (GEF) 2. NCBI's taxonomy places the organism in Eukaryota, Metazoa, Chordata, Actinopteri, Cypriniformes, Cyprinidae. Gene Ontology annotation, molecular function: guanyl-nucleotide exchange factor activity; microtubule binding. Gene Ontology annotation, biological process: positive regulation of neuron differentiation; cell morphogenesis; regulation of Rho protein signal transduction. The record is from RefSeq and is a predicted model, not a curated record. Bases 195 to 2861 code for a protein of 888 amino acids. Gene Ontology annotation, cellular component: cytoskeleton; ruffle membrane. The transcript is spliced from 21 exons.
UCCUGUGAAAGAAAAAAAAAAAACCUUGUGUGUCUUAUUAAACACACAGUUCAUGUGAGACUGAAUGGAGCUUUAAUGCACAUGUAUAUUUUCCAUAUUACUUCACGCACUGGAUGCUUAUUUUCUGAACAAUAUUCAAACAUCUGGAUUUUAUAUAGUCCGACUGCUGUUGGUAAAGUUUUCAUUUUCUCGCGAUGUCCCGUGUCUCGGACCCGUUACCGAAAGCACGCCAGGAAAAAAUGAAAGACAUUAAUGUAAAGAACAAAGAGAAAGAGCGGAAGGCACGGGAGAAAGAGACAAAGGAGCGGGAGUCGCGUUACAGCAAUGGUCACCUGUUUACUUCCCUCAGUGUUUCUGCCACCACGCUCUGCUCGGCAUGCAACAAGAGCAUCACUGCAAAAGAAGCCCUCAGCUGCCCCACUUGCAAUGUGACCAUUCACAACCGCUGCCGUGACACACUGGCCAACUGCGCCAAAAUGAAACAGAAGCAACAGAGGCUGGCUCUGGUCAGGAACGCCGCAACUUUACAUAAUGUGGCCCUCCGCAGCAAAAAUCCAAUACUGAAGGAGAGGCCGAGUUCAGCCAUUUACCCAUCAGAGACACUGAGACAGUCUUUCCUCGGUUCCCGCAAAGGGCGCUCCACUCUGUCGCUCAACAAGAGUGUCUCCACCAAUAACAUUGCAGGAAGUCUAAAUGAUGAUUCUCCUGUCGGACUGAGGCGGAUUCUGUCUCACUCCACAGACUCUCUGAACUUCAGGAACAGAGCCAUGUCCAUGGAAUCCCUUAAUGAUGAAGGAGAAAUGUAUUAUGCAUCAAUGCUGGAGGAGCUGGAGAAGGAUGGGAAGGAUUUUGAGGCAGAUUCCUGGAGUCUGGCUGUGGACUCUUCUUAUCUACAGUCUCACCGCAAAGAUGUCAUCAAGAGACAAGACGUCAUAUAUGAGCUGAUUCAGACAGAGCUGAAUCAUGUGCGAACGCUGCGGAUCAUGGAGGGGGUGUUUCGCAGAGGAAUGCUGGAAGAGGUGUUGAUGGAGAUGGGUGUAGUUCACGCCAUCUUUCCCUGCUUAGAUCAGCUGCUGUCUAUUCACUUCAAUUUCCUGAGCCAACUACUGCAGAGAAGAAACAAUAGCCUAGCACCCAGCAGCACCCGCAACUUCACCAUUCAAAAGCUGGGAGAUAUACUGGUGGAGCAGUUCUCAGGUCAGAAUGCAGAAGAGAUGAGGAAAUGCUACGUUGAAUUCUGCAGUCGACACCUGAAAGCUGUGAAACUCUAUAAAGAGUUGCUGGCCCGCGAUAAGAGGUUCCAGCAGUUCAUACGGCGGGUAAGCAGAGGUUCUUUACUGCGUCGCCAUGGUGUCCAAGAGUGCAUCUUACUCGUCACUCAGCGCAUCACUAAAUACCCUGUACUUAUCAAGCGCAUACUAGACAACACUAAAGGUAAUGAAGAAGAGAGUAAAUCAAUGGCUGACUCUCUGACGCUGAUCCGGGAGCUGCUGUGUUCCGUGGACCAGCAGGUUCAAGAGUUAGAGCGAGCACAGCGUUUGCAGGAGAUCCAGUCUCGUCUGGACCCACGAGCUGAGACGAAAGUUAAGGGUGGAGGAGUGUUUGGUGGAGGAGAGCUGCUGCGCCGUAGACUCAUUCAUGAGGGAGCACUGCUCUGGAAGACUGCUCAAGGCUCCAGACUCAAAGAUGUGCACGUUUUGUUGAUGACAGACAUCCUGGUGUUCAUGCAGGAAAAAGACCAGAAGUAUAUUUUUCCCUGUCUGGACAAACCGGCAGUACUGUGCCUUCAGAAUUUGAUUGUGAGAGAUAUAGCCAAUCAGGAGCGAGGAAUGUUCCUCAUCAGUCACUCCACACCUCCAGAGAUGUACGAGCUCCACGCUGCCUCCAAAGACAACAGAAACACUUGGAUGAAACUCGUUCAGCAGACAGUGAGCAACUGUCCAUCAAGAGUGGAUUUCCCUCUGAUUGAAACUGAGGACAAAGCUUUGCUACGACGACUCAGAGCUGAUAUCCAGCAGAAGGAUCGUGAAGUUUUGGAGCUGUUGCAGGAGCGUGUAACAUUGUUCUCUGAUUUGGCCGAGGCCACCGGAGGUCAGAAUGUUAACGUUCCCUCAAACUCCAGAAAUAUAUUCAGAGCAGAUACGCCCUACGCUCCCCAGGCGGAAAAGCUACUGAAUGACGCCAUUGUUGAGGUGGACAGACUGAGUGAAGUGCUGUUGGGUUCCUGCAUUGAGCGUUCACAGUCCUGCACAUUGAAUGGUGUAUCGACAGAGGUACAAUUCACCUCUAAAACAACAGAUAAAGGAACGAUAUCAGUUAACGGAACCCAUCAAAUAAACAGCCCAUCUAACAAGGACAGGAAUGGGAACCAGCUGCAGGACAAGAUGUUGAAUGAGGAGGUGUGCCAAAGACUUGUGAACCUCAGCACUCAGCUUCAUGCACUACAGGCUGCAGUGGUCAAGCAGGACUCAAUCCUGGAGGUGUACAUGCAGAAGGACUUGUGUCCCACUACAACAGUAGUGCUGGAGGCAGGUGGUCCUGAGGGUACUCAGGGAGAUCUGGCAGAGCUACAGCGCAAAUACAACCUGCUGAAAGGAGAAGUGAUCCGACUACAGGCCGCCCAGGACAAGACGGGCGACAGAGCACCAAUUCAGCUUGAAAAACAACUCCAAGAGCUGCGGCUUAAAGACACAGUGGACACAGUGGACACACGUGACACGUUGAUCUCACAGGAAACAGCAGUUCAGGUGGAUGGCAUGCAAGAGGACGGCAAGAUGGCGAUAUUUCCUCGAGCUGACAGUCCCAGAGAUCUGCAGGAUAUUCCAGAGGAGAGUGAGUGUGGGACUGAAGCUCACAGUUAACAUCAGCUCGACUGGAAGAUCCUACCGUAACCUCCUCCAGAACUCUAGAAACUCACCUCAGCAGUCAGCUAUGACUCAAGGCCUGUUCACACCACGCCAAAUACGGAAAAAUCAGGUGUGGUUUAUUUAAGUUGAAUGAACUGCUGUUAAUAUAUCCGACACUAACAUUUACAUGCUGGCAAUGUGACAGAUAUAUAUAUAUAUAUAUAUAUAUAUAUAUAAUUUUUAUUUUUUUAUGAAUAGGGAAUGCAAUUCUCUUUUCUAACUGCUCAUAAUGCUGCUGGUGCUCAUGAACAGACUAUUUUGCUAAACAACAGUGAAUAGCAGAGGAAGAAGUCCAAAUCUUUUCUCUGUCUCUGAAUUGUCUUGUAUUUGGUGUUGUUUGAUAAACACCAUAGCGAGGGCUAUUUGAAAAUAUGUAAAUACUGUUUUGAUUUCCUUUCUUCUCUGUAAAAAAAACGGGUGUCUCAAACGGCACAACACUUUGUGUACUGGAGUAACCAGGGUAAUUCUGCUUUUUCUAUAAGCGCCUCCUUCUCUCAGAGAGUGAUUUAGCCCUGCUGUUUUUUACGCAUUGGUUUGAACAGACACAAUGCUCAAAUUUGUGACCAAAUUUGUGUUGGUGUGAACAGGCCUUUACUCUGUAGAAUAAUGUUAUUGCAUUUUAUAUUAAACAUAGUAUAGAACAAUUAUGUCUUUUUUUUAAUCAAGAUUUUCAAUGUUUUUGCAAACAUUGUCUACAUUUUACAGUUGUUAUUUAAAUGGGUAAUGGUGUAUUUUUUUUAAUGAAAGGACUAAAUACUGGGUUGGAACUGAAGGAAACAUUAGAAGAUAUUCUGUGCUUGUGCUGACUUCCAGUUUUAAUAUAUUGAUUGUCAAUUUUAGCUGUUAUAUUAUUGGAAGGAUGUGUCAUUGGACAUGAUUUUCCUCUGCUUAAAAUAAGUGAUAUUACGUUAAAGAUGAAAUGUAGCACAUUGAAUGCCCUGCUCAUUUGGCAGCAGCUUAAAAAAGACUUUGAAUGCAGUUAUAACUACAGUUUGCCUCCUAUAAAUGAUAAUAAAUGUUAUGAACAGUGGAGGUUUUCUCUUGUACUGAAAAAAAGAAGAAGUUAUUAAUAUUGAUAUUGAUAAUGGAAUGAAGUGGAAAAAGAUUGUAAAUUCUUUUCUGGCCACUUGAAAUCACACUAAAGCUUUGUUUAAUGUCACACGGUUGAUAUUGUCUAUGUAUAAAUGUAUUGAAUGUUCGAGGAAGAACAGCGCCCUUUAAACAUAGCUGUUAAAUCAUUGUUUAUAUAUUACAUUUUUUAUUCAUUUCAUUGUACGGUGUGUUUAAAUAUAUGGCUGUAAUCAUGUAUUUUGUCAUCUAUAUAAAUGCAUUGACAACU